AUGACCGACGUACAAAAUAGUACUACGACAUCCGGUGGCAAAAAUAAAUUAGUAGUUGAUCGUGAGAAUACGGUUCCGUUUCUAUUGCGAAUGUUUUGGCAGCAAGGCGCUCAUCACCGGCCUGAUGAUUAUACUCCAGAACAUCUCCCUACUGAGAAUGAAAUACAACUAUAUACGUGGAAAGAUGCUACAUUGAAAGAAAUUGCUAAUCUUUUUAAAGAAGUGAACUUUGAAUCCACUCGUCCAAAUGCACGAAUAUCAUUUAAACUAGUUUAUAUUGAUAAUUUGCGUGGAAAAUAUGCAUUCAAAGAUUUGGGUACGGUUCAUAAUAUGACACCAACUUCUGAUGACGACAUAAAUCUUGACGAUGCAAGAUUUGUUAUCGGAGACUUUUUAGACGUGGGUGUUUUUCAUGGUGCACCUCCAAGAGCUCCUGAAAGACGAGGUAGUAUUUUAAAAGAUCGAAAUAGGGAACGAGACCGGGCAAGGAACAGCUAUCGUAGUGUCGGAAACGAUCGUCGUGAUAGGGAUCGAGAACGUGACAGAAAUAAUGAUAGAAGGGACGACCGAAGAGAUAGCAAUUUUAGGGAUAGAAGACGAUAA
This is a messenger RNA of Cetraspora pellucida, 603 nucleotides long. NCBI's taxonomy places the organism in Eukaryota, Fungi, Glomeromycota, Glomeromycetes, Diversisporales, Gigasporaceae. The record is from the annotation of a GenBank genome assembly.